AUGUCGGUUCUUCCAGAUCUUCACCUGCAUUAUGUGCAGACCUGUCAAAAUUUGAGCCAGCCUGAAAACCCCUUCAUUGCUCGUGUGCUUCAAGAAGCUGAUAAAAAUGAUGAAAUAAGUACAAAAGGAAUCACAUUAAAAUUAGCUGGAAAUAAUCAUCUGGUGCCUGUGCCAAGAGUGACAGAUGACGAUCUUGGAGUUCUUGUCUCUGUCUUAGGCCAAGCUGCCUUUGUCACAGGCUUGGAUCUUGCCUAUAAUUUAUUGACUGAUGCUGGAGCAAAGACCAUGGCAACAUUCCUCCAGGAAAACUCCACUCUGCGGUACCUGAACCUGAUGUUCAAUGACAUUGGCACAAGUGGGGCAGAGCUGAUAGCAGGAGCACUCCAUAGCAAUCAAAGUCUUGUGCAUCUGAGAAUGACUGGAAACAAAAUAGGAAACCAAGGUGGGAUGUUCUUUGCUUCAAUGCUAAAAAUGAACUCAACCUUAGAGAAGUUGGAUCUUGCAGACUGUGAUGUGGGCCUGCAGUGUCUGACAGCAACAGCCAUAGCCCUGACUCAAAACAAAUCACUCAAAGCCAUAAACCUAAAUCGUCCUUUGCUAUCCAGCCAACAGGAAGAGUCCACAGUUCAUAUAGCUCGGAUGUUGAGGAGUAAUUCUUCUCUUGUGGAACUACACUUGGGCAAGCAUGAAAUGAAAAGCUUUGGUGUAGAGCAACUGUGUGAAGCCCUGUAUGGAAACUCCAGCCUGAAAUACCUUGACCUUAGCUGUAAUAACAUAAUCUGUGAUGGAGUGAAAUUUUUGGGAAAGCUACUAAAAAAGAACCAAACCCUGGAGAUCCUGGAUCUUAAUGCAAACCGAAUAGAAGACGAUGGAGCCAUUUACCUGAGUGAGGCCUUGUCAACGUGGAACAGGAGUCUGCAGGUGUUGUCUGUUGUAAGCAACAAUAUAACUGGCAAAGGACUUUUAGCUCUUGCACAUGCAAUACAAUCCAACAUGAAACUUUCCCAUAUUUACAUCUGGGGCAACAAAUUUGAUAAAAGCACCCGUGUGGUAUUCUCAGAGCUGAUUGGGAUGGGCCGCCUGGAGCAGGGCUGCACAGACGUGGCUCCCUACGAGGUGGAUGGCGAGGUUUUCCUGGCAGAGAUGUCCCACGGGCUGGGCAAGCACCGCUACUGGGCCCCACGCUGCACCACCGUGGCCCCCAACGCCGCCAACGCCAGCCUGGCGAUCCUCCCUGUCUCGGAGUAUUUGUGA
Pseudopodoces humilis (Tibetan ground-tit) is the source of this 1254-nucleotide messenger RNA. RefSeq names its product leucine rich repeat containing 34 (gene LRRC34). NCBI's taxonomy places the organism in Eukaryota, Metazoa, Chordata, Aves, Passeriformes, Paridae. The record is from RefSeq and is a predicted model, not a curated record. Gene Ontology annotation, molecular function: protein binding.